AUGCAAAGCUUUGUGAAUAUAGAUGGGUCGAUCAACGAAAUCCUCUUUCAGACUCAUAUGAUGAUCCACGCCAGCAACAUAUAUCUGCACAGACCGCGAUCGAUUCUAGCCGCCUCCGGGCUCAUCCAUCAAAUUACUUGCGCCCCAAAUGCUGCAACCUGGCACUCAGAGUCCAUUCUGUACCACACGAAGAAAACCGUGGAUGCGGCCGAUGAGAUCUGCCAAAUGAUCAGCGCACCGCCUUCAUUGUUUUCGCGAACGCCUUUCUUUGUCUGCGCUGUGGCUUUGCAGGCUAUCGUUCAUCUAAGCGCUUAUGGCAUAGCAGGGUGGAGUCAAAAACGGCCGCUCAUGCAGCAGCAAAUCCAGAUGAGCAUAGGAGCGCUCAAAAAGCUGAGCGAAAUAUGGGAAAUGGCCAGCAUCGUCUUGAGCCAAAUAAAGUGUGUGGCAAGAGCGGUCCUUGAUCCUCCACGGAACGUGAGGUCCCCGGAUGACAGACGAGACACUACUUCGGCUCACCAUAGCUUGGAAGAAGCCGGCAUUGCAGAAACGCUUUCAGCCAACUUCGAGGAUCUCGUGCAAGGGAACGAUGAAUCUUGGUUUAAUGAUUUCCUGGCCCAGAAUUAG
Letharia columbiana is the source of this 624-nucleotide messenger RNA. RefSeq lists its product as uncharacterized. The transcript is spliced from 2 exons. Bases 1 to 624 code for a protein of 207 amino acids. NCBI's taxonomy places the organism in Eukaryota, Fungi, Ascomycota, Lecanoromycetes, Lecanorales, Parmeliaceae. The record is from RefSeq and is a predicted model, not a curated record.